UUUGUUUUGAAACUCUUCGUAGAGGAAGAAGUGAGGCGAGAGAGAGAAAGGCAGAUUACGACUGUUUACAAACUUUAACUGCUUAAGCUGCCGUUCACGGGCGUGUCGGGAAGAACGAAUCGGAGAUGCUGAUCCGGCAGCUGGCGCGGAGUCUCCUGCUCCGUCAGAUGGAUUGUGGGAAUCGGAUCGUGGUCCUGAGGGCUCUGAGUGUCGAACCCCAGCCAAAGUCAGAUCUAGCGGAGUUUCGUGAGGUUUUCUCCAAGGCCAAGCACAUCGCCAUCAUCACCGGAGCCGGAGUGAGCGCUGAGAGCGGACUGCCCACCUUCAGAGCGGCCAGCGGUCACUGGAGGAAGUGGAAGACGCAGGAUCUGGCAACCCCACAGGCGUUCUCCCGUAACUCGUCGCGCGUGUGGGAGUUUUAUCAUUACUGGAGGGAGUUGGCGCUGAAGGCUAAACCCAGUGCUGCUCACGUGGCCGUCGCCGAGUGCGAGGCCCGUCUCAGACAGCAGGGCCGCGCCGUGGUGGUGAUCACGCAGAACACGGACGAGCUGCACCGCCGAGCCGGCAGUAAACACAUCCUCGAGGUCCACGGAAGUCUCUUCAGGACCCGGUGUCUGAGCUGUGGAGACGUGGACGUGAAUCAUCACAGCCCUAUCUGUGCUGCUCUGGAGGGGAAAGGUGAUCCAGAUCCAAACUGCACUGAUGCCAACAUUCCUGUAGGACAUUUACCAAGGUGCGAUGAGAGAGGCUGUGACGGGCUCCUGAGGCCGGACGUGAUCUGGUUCGGGGAGACGCUCGACUCGCACGUCCUCACCAAGGUGGAGAAAGAGCUGGACGCCUGCGACCUCUGCCUGCUGAUUGGUACUGCGUCCGUCGUCUUCCCAGCAGCCAUGUUUGCCCCUCAGGUGGCGUCCCGAGGCGUUCCAGUGGCGGAGUUCAACAUCCGGCCGCGGUCCAGCACGUCUCAGUUCACUUUUUAUUUCCAGGGCCCGUGUGCUGAGACCGUCCCCAUCGCUCUCGCACCUCAUGAGUCUGAGCUGAUGUGAGACCCUGAAGAUGACCUCCGACCUUCAACCUGGUUAACAGGCCACUUCUCUAGGUGGGGAAUUAGAAAAGUCUCGUUUCAUUUGUGCUGCAGUGUCAGUGAUCUCGUUACGAUGCACUUGAGAGCUUGUUUUAUUGAUCUGAUCACUGAAGUGUAAAAACGCAGCUCCGUUUCAGAGAACAGGAACUUCUUCCAUCUCCCUAAUGGAGGAGAUGAUGUUCAUCACUUUACACGCUGUCUGAAAUGGUCUCGGGUUAUAAACACAGUCCUUCUGGUGUAAACAGACGGCGUGAACUUGGGGUUUAAUUUUGUGUACUUUACAGGAUAUAAAUAAACCAAAAAAAGAGGUUAAACCUUUAAUAAACUAUGUCAAAUCACUCCAAAGGUGCAAACACGCUACUUUUUUUUUCCUUUUAUUAUCUGCAUAUACAGUAACUCCAGUCAUUUUCCAGAGGAUGUUAUGGAUAAGAAGUUACAGGAAGUGCAGUGUAUAGUCUUUAGAAAUGAUGGGGUUUUUUUUUUCUCCCCCACCUUCUUUUGUACAUCUGCAGAAAUAACUUCUUGUUUUCCUUUUUUGUGUUGUUCAUGGAAAAAAAAAUUCCUUUUUGGAAAAAUAUUCUUGAGAAAUAUUUUUUCUUUUUUUCCUUCUGUAUUUUUAUUUUUAGGAAUAAUUAUUUCCCCUCCCCCCUUUUCUUUCUUUAUAUUAAUCAGAAAUAUGAAAUAAUGGAAAGAAAAAUAAAAAUCUUUUUUUUUUUCCAUGUUGGGUUUGGCUUAUAUAAUAAACAAAUCUGCCUUUUGUGCCUUUAAGAAACCACAAUAAACAUGACGUGGCAAUCUC
Messenger RNA from Neoarius graeffei (lesser salmon catfish), 1883 nucleotides. Its product is annotated as NAD-dependent protein deacylase sirtuin-5, mitochondrial. The coding region runs from base 126 to 1046 and encodes 306 amino acids. Gene Ontology annotation, molecular function: NAD+ binding; protein-succinyllysine desuccinylase activity; protein-malonyllysine demalonylase activity. Lineage: Eukaryota; Metazoa; Chordata; Actinopteri; Siluriformes; Ariidae. The record is from RefSeq and is a predicted model, not a curated record. The transcript has 9 exons.